Molecule: messenger RNA, 375 nt
Organism: Arctia plantaginis
Lineage: Eukaryota; Metazoa; Arthropoda; Insecta; Lepidoptera; Erebidae
Source: the annotation of a GenBank genome assembly
AUGCCCAAGUGUUUCAGUCCAGAUUACAUCAAUACAAGAGUUAUUAUUGACUGUACUGAAUUCCGAAUUGAAAUACCGACAGCAGUGGAUGAUCAUGUUGUUUGUUACUCACAUUAUAAAAAAGGGUUUACUGCAAAAGUUAUAAUAGGAAUUACACCUGGAGGAUUUAUUUCUUUGAAAUCUAAAGUAGCUGGUGGAAGAAAAACUGACUCACCAAUGACUAUUGAAUCUAGAUUAGUUGAUCUUUUAGAAACUGGAGAUAUAGUUUUGGCUGAUAAAGGUGUUCCUGCACUAAAAAAAGUUAUAGAUGAAAGUGGCAAGGAAGUUAAAAUUGUAAUGUCACGGUUUUUAGCAAAUAAAAAUGAAUUAUCUUAA